Messenger RNA from Harmonia axyridis, 728 nucleotides. RefSeq lists its product as uncharacterized. Lineage: Eukaryota; Metazoa; Arthropoda; Insecta; Coleoptera; Coccinellidae. The record is from RefSeq and is a predicted model, not a curated record. The annotation marks the transcript as partial. Gene Ontology annotation, molecular function: DNA binding. The transcript has a single exon.
UUAACUCCUCGAGAAACUGAAGGUAACUUGCCAUCAUGUCAGGAGAAAAAUAUUAUUGGAGAUGAAUCCCUAUCUAAAUCGCUAGAAGGUGACGAGUCUGAAGACAAUCGAUGGAUUGAACAAGAGGAGAGCGAUAAGGAAGAUGGGGAAUUGACUUAUAAUGAAGACGUUCCUGAAUCAGCAAUUCGUCCGAAAAGACUCUCGAAAAGAAGUAGACCGACAAGUUUACAAAAGAAACUGGAGAACUUGGAGAAAUCUUUGCCUUCCUCAAGUAGUCCGAAAAAUCCGAUAAAAGUUAGUAGAAAACGAAAAACUGGAACCUCACAAUAUCAGCAUGAUAGUUUUGAACGUGAGAUGUUGAAACUCGAAGCUGAAAAAUUGGAUAUUUUGAGAAAUACUGACGAUGACGAUGAUGACAUCAACUUUUUCAAAUCACUUUUGCCGCAUGUCAGGCAACUUUCUUCGAUAGAUAAAUUAAACUUUCGUAUUCAAGUACAGCAUUUGCUGUAUCAGGAACUGCGUAAGCGGGAACCAUCACAUAUCACGAAUAUUGCAUCGCGAUCAACCAACAGAGCUUCGUCAUAUUGUUCUCCACCUUCUUCAGACUACAACGGUAAUGAUCAAUCAUCCGAUUCUAGACAUCCAGAACAAUACGAUUAUGUAAUACACGAGUUCAAUUAACAUUAUUAAUGUCUGAUAACAAAGAAUAAAAAGGUUAAAAAGUAAAA